Adineta ricciae is the source of this 2625-nucleotide messenger RNA. NCBI's taxonomy places the organism in Eukaryota, Metazoa, Rotifera, Eurotatoria, Adinetida, Adinetidae. The record is from the annotation of a GenBank genome assembly.
AUGACGGGAAAAGACUUCACCUGUGUUUGGUUAGAUAAUCAAUUACUACGUUCGGAAGAAUAUCGUGACACUCAAGAUGAAAUACGACAGUUAUUCGAGAAUUUCAAAGAGUUUAGCAAACCUCAACAAUGUCUGGAUUUCAUUACAAAUUUCUCCGACGGACAGAUACUUCUGAUUACUUCGUGUAAUCUAGCAAAGAAUCUUCUUCUGAAAAUUCAUUCUGACAAACGAAUCGCAUCGAUUUAUCUAUUCUUUUCAUCAAAGACAACCGACAACCAAUGGACGAAAGAUUAUCCGAAAGUCAAAGGAGUCGUUUCUGAUAUCAGAUCAAUUCCAAGCCGAAUUCAACAUGAAAGAAAUCGCGAUCCAAUCGCAUUGUCAUUCGUCUCAUCGACGGAUAUCAUUUCAUCGGGUGAAAAUCGACAAGAUCCAUCGUUUAUGUAUUUUCAACUAUUGAAAGAAGUUCUUACACACAAUUAUCUAUUAGAAUUGGAUCAACAGAGUAAAGAUGAGAUGCUAGCCUAUUGCCGAGAGGUAAAUGUUCACAAUCCAACGGCGAUCGUCAUUCUUGACGAGUUUGAAAAAAAUUUUAUUCCUGAACUUGCGAUCUACUGGUAUACGAGAGAAUGUUUUCUCCAUCAAAUGUUGAACCAAGCUCUAUGGAAAGUCGAAAUCGAUGUUCUUUAUCGACUGAGAUAUUUCCUACGACAUCUGCAUAAGCAAAUUGUUGCCGAAGGCAAAAAACAACGAGCUAGUCUAUCGAAAAUGAUCGUUUAUCGCGGACAAAGUAUAUCCGAAGAUCAAAUCGAGAAGAUAAAAAAUAAUCUCGGAGGUUUUCUUUCAUUUAACAAUUUUCUCUCAACAUCAUUACAGAAAGAUAUCGCCUUGAAUUUCCUUUUCGGCUCCAAAGUCGGCGUUUUAUUCGAGAUGCAUAUCGAUCCAUCAGUACAAGAUAUUCCAAUCGUCAACAUCGAACGUAUUCCAUAUCUGCAAACAGAAUUUUGUGAGCAUGAACUAUUAUUUUCCAUGGGUAGUGUCUUUCGCAUUGUCGAAAUUACGCAAGAGAAUGAUUAUUAUCGUGUGAAAUUAACAUUGAGUGAAAAUAUGGAUGAACAAUUAGCAGCAUAUACGAGUGUUACUCGACAACAGAUUGGCUUCACUCAUUGUUUCUUAUCACUUCUGAGAUUGAUGAAUCAACUGUCCGAUUACACUUAUCUCGAUCGAUUUGCUCAAAUUCUUCGUAAUGAUGGAAUGUUAAAUAGUAAUAUCUUCGUAUCUGCUGCUAUCUAUCAAUUUUUUGGCUUAAUUUACCUUAAUCGUGAGCAGCUUAAAGAGUCAUUAGAGCAUUCCGAAAAGGCUCUGGAAUUUUACUUGACAUAUCUUCCUGCUGAUCAUCAGAACCUGACACCAGUCUACAAUAACAUUGGAUGUGUUUAUUUAGCGCGAUCGAAUUAUGAAAAAGCAUUGGAAUACCAACAACUAGCUUUAGACUGUCAAAUCGGUUCAGAUCAACCAGAUUUAUAUUCGGUUAUUACUUAUACAAACAAUGUUGGUAAAAUUUAUUCACACCAAGAGAAAUAUGAUGAAGCAUUGACAUAUCAUAAGCGUGCUCUCGAGUUACAACAACAAUUCUUAGGUGAAAACAAUCCGUCAAUCGCAGAAACUUACGGAUAUCUCAGUUCAGUAUAUCGAAAUCAAGGAAAUAUAGAGCAAGCCAAUCUCUAUCGAGAGAAAGCCAAUGCAUUAGAAGAAAGUUCAUUGAAAUUGGAUCCAAAAGCUGCAGCUGAUCAUUCGAUAAAACUUGGUUCAAAAUCUCUUUCACGAAAACAAUUUCAAGAAGCAUUGAGCCAUUUUCAACAUGCGUUAGACAUUCAACAACAGUAUUUCCUGCCAAAUCAUCCAUCCCUAGCCAAAACAAACAAUCUUAUUGCUAGUACAUACUUUCAACAAGAUCGCUUCGAAGAAUCGCUUCCCUUCUAUUUAAAAGCAUUAGAAAUUGAACAAAAUUCCCUAGCAAAUGAUCAUUCUUCGAUUGCAACUAGUUAUCAUAACAUUUCAACGGCCUAUAUGGGUCUAAAACGAUGGUCCGAAGCUGAAGAAUAUUCGUAUAAAUCUGUCGAACAAUCAAAAAAAACUCUCCAGACUGAUGUCAAUGCUAUAGCACUAUUUACUCAUAAUCUUGGACAUAUAUAUGACAAACAAGAAAAGUAUGAAUUGGCAAUCAUUUCCUAUCAAGAAUCACUCGAAUUGUAUCUGACUCAUCUGAAACACGAUGAUCCUUCGCUAUUGAUUGUUUAUCAUCGACCUGCUCGAGUGUAUUUUCAUCUGCAAAUGUACACCGAAGCUUUGAUUCUCUAUGAAAAAACAUUGCAUAUCGCAUUGAAAAUCUUACAGCGUCAUGAUCAACAAAUUGCGACUUUAUAUUUUGAUCUUUCUCAAACGCAUUUGAAAUUAAAACAAUUCGAUGAAGCAUCGAUUGCUUGUGAACAAGCCAUUGAACAAGCGCUCAUGACGUUGCCGUACAAUCAUCCUCAAAUAAGUCAGUACAAGAAUCAUUUGGAUUCCAUUAAACGCUAUCAGGUUUUUGCCUCGUUUUGUAUCGAAGAUGGAAAGAGAAAUAAAUAA